This is a messenger RNA of Ascochyta rabiei, 1098 nucleotides long. RefSeq lists its product as uncharacterized. The record is from RefSeq and is a predicted model, not a curated record. Lineage: Eukaryota; Fungi; Ascomycota; Dothideomycetes; Pleosporales; Didymellaceae. The coding region runs from base 1 to 1098 and encodes 365 amino acids. The transcript has 2 exons. Gene Ontology annotation, cellular component: cytoplasm.
AUGAUACCCAUCACCAUCGUCACCGGCUUUUUGGGGUCUGGGAAGACCACGUUGAUCUUGAACUUGAUACAACAACUACCCAAAGACUACAAGCUUGCCCUCCUCAAAAACGAAUACGGUGAUGUAGCCGUCGACUCUCAGCUGGCUUCCUCUCAAGCCAUCUCUGGCGUGCAAGAACUUCUGAACGGCUGCAUAUGCUGCAACCUUGUAGGCCAAUUGUCCGAUGCUCUGGAGCAGCUCUCCAACGAUGUCCAGCCAGACCGUAUCGUCAUCGAGACCUCUGGGUCAGCGUUUCCCGCUACCUUGGCAAUGGAAGUGAACAGAUUGUCGCGAGACACAGGCAAAUAUGUACUUGACGGGGUGAUGAGUGUUAUCGAUGUCGAAAACUGGAAAGGGUACGAGGACACCAGUUACACGGCGAAGAUCCAAGCAAGGUACACAGACUUGAUCGUCCUUAACAAGUGGGAGCUUGUCGACGAGAGGCGGCUAGAAGACGUCGAAGACAGAAUUCUGGAUCUGGACGUAGAUCCUCCAAUCCCCAGGCAGAAGAGCAGCAAAGGCUGGGUAGACAAAAACAUUGUAUUCGGUCUGGAUGCAAAACUAGCAAAGUCUGUCGAACAGCCGAGCGAGAACGGCAACGGCCACGGCCACGGCCACGGCCACGAGCACAACCACGACCACUCAAGCGAGGUGGAGGUGCUCAGCAUCACCCUAUCAAGCAAGAACAGCUCCGACGCAGCCAACGUCGACACAGAAAAACUCGCAAAACUUCUCCAAGACCCCACCAAAGACGAAGUCUACCGCAUCAAAGGCGUACUCUACGCAUCGACGCCUCCACAAUCAUCGGACAAAGACAUCAGCACGCCCACCACCGCCACGGGGCGGGGACGGUACAUUCUAAACUGGGCGUUUGGCCGCUGGACAUUCACACACGUCCCGGAAAUACCGUCCACGAGCGAAGAAAGCGAGCCAGCGCUCCGCUUGACUGUCGUCACAGCGCGAUUCGAGUCGAACAAGUGGAAGAAGCAGAUCGAGGGCAGCGGGCUCAUCGCCCUGCAAGACGGCGCAGAAGCGCUGUUGACGGUGGAGAGGAAGUGA